GGGAGAGAGAGAGAGAGUGUGUGUGUGUGCGCGCACAUCCUCCUCAUACCUCUGCGAGGUGGCGACUGAGAGCGGCUGCCCGCCACACAGAUGAGACGCAGCAAGAUGGCGAUGGCGCGACUGAUAGCGUGUUGUGUGCUGUGCUCCAGCCUGGGCCACAUCCCGUCAUCGCUGGCUGUAAUCCUACGAACCACGGACAAGAUUGUGUGGGCCAACGAGUUUGAGCCCAUCGAGCUGACCUGCUUAAUAGAGUCCAUUUCCACCAACAACCCGAGGAUUGAGUGGAAAAAGAUUAGAAACGGCAUCCCGAGCUAUGUGUACUUUCAAAACAAGAUAGCAGGCGACUUGGAGAACAGAGCACAGCUCAGAGAGCCCGCCAACAUUCUGAUCUUCAACGCCACUCGGUCAGACACCGCCGAGUACCGCUGCGAGGUGGCCGCCAUCGACGAUCAGAGGGACUUUGAUGAGAUUCUCAUUAGUCUGGCAGUGCGAGUGAAACCCGUGGUGCCGCGAUGCAGCGUGCCUGAGGCGGUGACAGUUGGAACGUCAACAGAGCUGCGAUGUCUGGAGAACGAGGGUUUCCCGGCACCCAUCUAUCGCUGGUUCCACAACAACGAGGAGUUGCCGCAAGACCCCAAGAACACCCCCAAGUUCACCAACGCCACGUACGCCAUCAACACCGACACUGGGAGCCUGAAAUUCCGGAGGGUGAAGAAGGAGGACGCAGGGGAGUACUACUGUCAAGCCAAGAACGAUGCGGGGCACGCCCAGUGUCCUUCCCAGUGGAUGGAAGUCUACGACGUGGACAUCCUCGACAUCGUCCUGAAGUCCCUGGGCGCCGUGGUCGCCUUCAUCUUCGUGACCGCCUCUAUUUGGCAUUGCUUUUCACGCGCCUGCUCCUCCAAAAAAGGCCAAGGCGAAAACGAGUUCAGUUGGCCCGCACAGAACGACGGCGUGGACUACGCCGACGCAGAUGAGGGACAUUUUCGCCACAAGUCGUCGUUCAUCAUCUGAGGGCGGAAGGAGAGGAGGGAUGACGGGAAGAAGAAGAAAGGAUGGUAAAUUUUGAGCUGUGACAAGGCACACUUUUCUCUGAUGCACAUCCAAAUCCAAUCAACCGACUUGCCAAAGUUUCCUCUUAAUAUAGUUUCGUUGGCACUAGUUCACCGUUUUGUAGCAGAUUUUCUAUUCAUUCCACACACCGUACGUGUUUUAGUUCCAGCACCAAAACAUUUGGGUUCCGCUCGUCAUGUGCAGAUUUUAUUUUUUUAUUUCCUGCAAAUUGCUACUUAUAAAUGAAGUCUUUGACUUCAAAGCUGUGACAUUUAGCCAAUGAUGUUUUUGUUUAGCGAAGGACAUUUUUUGAAAAAAAGCAUCUUUUGUAACAUAUUUUUUUACAAUGCACGUUAAACUUUUUUUCUCAUUUGUCGGAACAAACAUUGUUGUUAUUAUUUUCUUCCAAGUGGCCAAGAGAGGACAUGUUGUACAUACUGUAGGCAAUAAAUAGCAGACUUAAUCAGAUACAUUAGGCACAAUUAAUCGGUCUCCGGCAUAGUAAGAGUUGACAACAUGUAUGUACAAGUUACCCCUGGAUUUGAAAACUAUAUAUCCCACUCUGCUGCAAAUUCAGUAUUUACUAUUAAGGUGGCAAUGUAUGACUUCUAGAGUGCAGUUUCUGUGUAUAAGUGACCUUCUGUGUGUUACUAUUUGUUUGUUGUAGGUAUUGGACAUAUUGUCCAGUCUUGCCUCUAUAAUGUACAUAAAUGCAUACUUUGGGAUGAGUUUUUGUUUUGUUUUGUUUUUUUCGAUCCGUAACAUACCUUAUUGUAAAUACGGCAAAAAACUGUUUUGAGAUCAUUUUUGACAGUUCACGACUACCGUCCUAGUGUUGUUUCAGUGUCGAGUCUGUCAGUACUGAACAUUGUUUCAAACGUUUGUGUUCAUGAUUUGUGUAAAAACUCAGGAACUGUUGUAAAAUUCUCACUGUUCAUGGUGGUUUUGUUAUAUUAUUAAAAUACAUUUGAACUGUAAA
Molecule: messenger RNA, 2032 nt
Organism: Entelurus aequoreus (snake pipefish)
Lineage: Eukaryota; Metazoa; Chordata; Actinopteri; Syngnathiformes; Syngnathidae
Gene: jam3a
Product: junctional adhesion molecule 3a
Exons: 10
Coding region: 91-1014 (307 amino acids)
Biological process (GO): angiogenesis; cell adhesion
Molecular function (GO): protein heterodimerization activity; protein homodimerization activity
Source: RefSeq, a predicted model, not a curated record